This is a messenger RNA of Aureobasidium melanogenum CBS 110374, 2244 nucleotides long. RefSeq lists its product as uncharacterized. Gene Ontology annotation, biological process: regulation of DNA-templated transcription; DNA-templated transcription. Gene Ontology annotation, molecular function: transcription cis-regulatory region binding; zinc ion binding; DNA-binding transcription factor activity, RNA polymerase II-specific. Gene Ontology annotation, cellular component: nucleus. The transcript is spliced from 2 exons. The record is from RefSeq and is a predicted model, not a curated record. Lineage: Eukaryota; Fungi; Ascomycota; Dothideomycetes; Dothideales; Saccotheciaceae. The coding region runs from base 1 to 2244 and encodes 747 amino acids.
AUGCUCGCCGCCGAUGCCAAACGCUCGAGAGCCUGCGAGGCCUGUCGCGGUCUCAAGGUGCGCUGUGACAUGGACAACAGCGGACAGCCGUGCAAGCGCUGCGCCAAAGCUGGCCGUCAGUGCAUCGUCACCCAGCCCAGCCGGCGCCGCCAGAAGAAGGCCGACACACGUGUUGCUGAACUCGAGAAGAAGAUUGAUGCCCUUACCCAGGUUCUGCACCAACAACAGCAGUCCCACCAGGUCCCCUUCCAAUCGCCUCUCCAGUCCGACGCCUAUCCUCAGCCCACAUUCGACCCUAACCGACACGAACCACCUCUCGCCGACGUCGACUACGAAGCUGACGACCGUCGCAAGCGAAGACGCCUUGACGACCCGUCCAAGCCACUCUACGCAACCAUUUACAAUGACUAUGGCGAGUAUGUCAAGCAACGCGUGCGCCAGAUCAUAGACUGGCACUCGUGCUGCACAAUCUUCGCCCACUUCAAGGACCGCCUGGUUCCUGAGUUCCCUGCCGUUGUGCUGCCUGCCGAUGCCACUCCCGAAUCGACACUUGAAAACAAGCCUAUUCUGUUCUUGUGUAUCACUGCUGCUGCUUGCUUCAGAUUCGUCGAGACUGAGAUCCAAGAUGCUUUGACAGAAGAGGUGUUCGAUGUGCUUGCUACUGCCGUCAUUCGCAAGGGUCUAAAGAGUCUCGAGAUCAUCCAGGGUCUGCAAGUGGCUUUCCUCUGGCACAAGCCUCCAGAUCGUCCCGCUCAGGCAAACUUCUACAUGCUGAUCCACAUGGCUGUUGUCAUGGCUCUCGAUGUUGGUCUCGGAAAGCGUUUCAAUCCGAACAAGGUCAAGCGUGGCUUCGGUGGAGUCGGCGCCGACCUGCCUCCUGGUCCUGGUAGUCAACUCGUCGACUCGGACACGAUUGAUUCACGAAGAGCAUGGCUAGCGUGCUACUACACAUCAGUGAGCGUGUCGUCCGUCUUGCGCCGCCCUAAUCUCUUGCGCUGGUCGAAUUACAUGCAGGAGUGCAUCGACAUUUUAGAGAGCUCGCCUGAUGCUGCCCCUUCAGAUGCCCUAUUUACUCAGCACGUCAAGAUUCAGCGUAUCUGUGAUGAGAUCUCCGUCUCGUUCGCCAUGGAGGAUCCCACCGCCUCAAUUUCCAUCCUUGAUCCGAAGGUCGCUUACACUCUCGAGGUACUGCAAGAGAAACUCGACAAGUGGGAUCAAGAGCUACCAGCUCACCUGAAACUCCCUACUCUAAUGUUCUACAAACAUGUCACGUCUUUGUAUCUUCACGAAAUUGGUCUUCAUGUCAACCACAACACAGACGACUUUAGAGUACCUUUCAGUGAGGGAAGUCUCAAGUCUGGCAGCCACUUUUCCGAAACGCUCAGCCAGAAGCAGAUGGCUUCGAUCGAGGCCUGUCUCAAGGCAUGCCACAACGUCAUCGGAACUUUCUGUGACUUUGGUCCGGAUACUGUCUCUACUCUCCCUGCUCUCCUCUAUUUUGUGCGUAUCGUCUAUGCGCUCGUAGUCUUGAUCAAGAUGCAUGUCGCCGCCACAUUCCCAGGCUCGGAGCUGGGCAAAGUCAUCAAGCCCGAAGACAUCAAAGCCCCCGAGUUUCUGGAUCGUGUAUAUCACUGCUUCGUUGCAUUGGCCCAGGGUAGUUCUCAAAAGGCUUUCUCCAAGGCUCACCAGAUUCUCGGUCUUCUCCGUGAGUGGACCGCUGCUCAUUCCAACGGUGUUGAGAGUUCAAAAGAAAUCAACGCUCGUGGCGUUCAAGGUCAGCGUCUCUCUUCGCGCGACAACGAUAGUCUCCGUGUCCUGAGUGAGGCCGCUACUGCAGGCGCCGAGCAGUCACACCAGCGAUCUAGCUGGAGCUUUGAUUCUCCCUACACGCCAGCAUCGCAGUACCCGUCCCACGAAGCACCGAAUCAGACCUCUCGCUCUCAAAGUGAUGCCUACAGUAACCCAGCAAACUAUGCGUCUACCGUCAUGUCUACGCCAGGUUCUGGAAAUCACCAAGCUGUAUCUGCUAAUGAUGCCUCUGCCUAUGCUAGCAUGCUUGAUCCCAGUUUCGCCAAGCAGUUCGGUGGUGCCGAAUGGACUCAGGGGAUGGACUUUGAACAAGCCAUCGACGUGGCAUUGUCGGGUCUGGACUUUUCGGGCGACAUGUACACGAGUUUCUUUGGCGAUGGCGCCGACGCUUUUCAACUCCCUCCUGAUGCAGCUGCUGCCAGUGGCAGAUGGUGA